Molecule: messenger RNA, 3185 nt
Organism: Silurus meridionalis
Lineage: Eukaryota; Metazoa; Chordata; Actinopteri; Siluriformes; Siluridae
Product: tudor domain-containing 6-like
Exons: 21
Coding region: 146-2932 (928 amino acids)
Biological process (GO): spermatogenesis
Source: RefSeq, a predicted model, not a curated record
UUGUAAUAGUCCUUGUAGCUUCUUUGUCCAGUUGGUAACGGAUGAACGGGACAUUUGCUCUCUAGCGGAAAAGUUGAACGAUGGCCAGGCCAAGCAUGUACCCGUUAAUCCCAGUGACCUCUCUGAAGGUGACUUGGUUUGUGCGAUGUACCCCGAUGAUAACUGUUGGUACCGUGCAGUUGUACGAAAUGCGGUGCUCAGUAACACGGCCGAUGUAGAAUUUAUCGACUACGGAAACACAGCAGAAGUUUCAGUUAUAAACAUGAGCUUUCUGGAUCAGAUGUUUUUACAGCCACGGUAUAGCAUCCAUUGCUCAUUGUCUGGAGUGGUAAAUGAUGACGGUGAUGUAGCCUCCAAUUUCAGAACUGAAAUAGAAAAGAAUGCUGAAGCAUUUUUAUGCAAAUUUAUCCAGCAUUCAGGGUCUGUAUGGGAGGUGAAACUCGAGGUCAAUGGUCAAGAGCUGUUCGGAUCUGCUUGCUCCAAAGAUCUAAACGAAGUUACACCCAAGAGCCCAGAUUCUGGCUACAAUCUGUGCGAUUAUAAAAAUCCUGAUUUAUCGAUUGGACAAACAGUUGCUGUAUACGCCUCAGUCAUUAUUGGGCCACAGCUUUUCUGGUGUCAGUAUGCAGAAGGGGAAAAGCUGCAGGAGAUUUCUGAUAUCAUUCAAAAUAUUGGUUGUACUUCGGAAAGCAGCACUCUUGAUGCAGAAACCAUACCGGUCAGAAGUGCAUGUAUUGCCCUUUUUGAUGAGGACCAACUGUGGUAUCGUGCAAAGGUGACCUCCAUUGAAAAGGACAUGCUCUCUGUUCUGUUUGUUGACUAUGGAAAUGAAUCAAAUGUGAAAGUGAGUGACAUUAGACCACUGCCAUUCGAGGUGUCUGAUGUUCCUCCUCAGGCAUUCGCCUGUCAGCUUGACGGUUUCGAUGUUUCUGAGGGCUCCUGGAACGACAAGGCAGCUGAUCAGUUCUUUGAGUUAAUCAACGACCAACACUUGCGAGUCACAAUUUUUAAAUUGGCCACUUUGUGCGAUAUGGUGUCUCCUCUUUGGGUUCAGUUGGAACGUGAGGAACUUAACAUCAAUGAUGCAAUGAAAACAUGUUGGACUCGAAAUAGCAAGAAGGAAUCGUAUGAGCUUGAAAAUGCAACGAUUGCUGCGAGUGUCUGCGAAACAGAACACAUAGUUAGAUCCAAAGACCCAAUUUGUGCAUCUAUAGACUAUCUACAGAAUGGCAGUUGCAUUUCUCCACCCGAAGAGCAGGAAGAAGGCAAUGACACUCUGGCUGAGCAUGUAGAGCAAACAGAAUCUACACCGCUUCUGAAUGAAACAAGUGUUGAAUUGGCUGUGAUAUUGUCUCAAGAUGGAGAUCGCAUCUUGACUUUAGCAGGCACUGAAAAGCCUGAGACUUAUGGAAAAAGCAUCAGUUUGAAGGAUACAAAUGUAAAUGCAGACUUUGAAGACAUUCAUUCCAAUGGACCUGCAGAUGUUCUCGAAGAAACCCAGCUAGAGUCCACAGACUUCACAAAUAAAGGAGCAUUCACAGGUUCUCAGGAGUGUGAAGAUGAGAACCGAGUGGAAACUGUGGAAACUGAAUCUCCAGAAGAUCAGUCUUGUGAAGAUGUCUGUGGAAAAGCGAACGAAUUGGUUUCAAAACCUGAAGAGGAUCAUGAGAUUGUUGAAUCGGAUCCAGAGAGCAGAGCUGGUGAAUCAGGAUGUGUAAACUGGUACCAUGUGCUCAAGAUUUAUGAUGAUUCUUCCUUGGCUGAAAAGGAAACAGCGCAAGAAGAUUUAAACUGUUCUCAAGUCAUUGACUUUGAAGAUAUGGAUGAAGAACCGAAUGCUGGGAUGGAUCUGGUUGUUAGUAAAGAACAGAUAAAUUUGGCUCAAGACAAAGAGCAGGACCCCUGUUUUGCAGAUGUGUUCGCAAAAUCUGACUGUGAGAAUCAAGACUCGGAUUUAGACCUUAACGCUCCUCAGGAAAUGAAUCAGAUGUUUGUUGCAGAUGUUUCACUUGAGCACGAACCAGCCUUGGAGACUUCUUCAAAACUAGAACUAGCACAGAAUAUAUGCAGGGCACUGGUCCAGAUACAAGGUGAAGAAACGAGUCCUCCAGCAGAGGAACAGAAAGUAGAUCAUGUGACUGAGACGUAUGAGUUGAUGGAGGUCAUACCCGCGAUGCCACUAGAGAAGGCUGAAGAAACAGAGCAGGAAGCUGGACAGUGUUUUUUCUCUCAUGAGCUAAAUGAAGAGCCUCCUGAUGUGGUGCAUCCUGACAUCACUGAAGAACAACCUCAGGAUGAACAUCGCGGCUCCUCUUUAGGUGACUUGAUGCCAGAAUUCGAAAAAGCUCUGCAAGAAGAUGGGAUUCAAGGUCCAGAUCUGGAUUUUGAUGCUCCUCAUGCUCCUCAGGAAAAGGGUGAAAUGUUCAUCGUAAAAGUUCCAGUUGAGCAAAGCGAACCAGCCAUGGAAAAUAAUCCAGCAGUCGAAUUGGCGCAAGAUUUGAAAAUGCAGGUUCAGCCUGUGGAGGAGCCUGAGGAGACGAAUCCUCCUGUAGACCAACAGAGAGCAGUGGAUCAUGUGACUGAGACGUGUGAGCAGGGAGAUGUGCUGAUCGAGGUCAUACCCGCGAUACCACUAGACAAGGCUCUGGAUGUGGCCCUUGAUGCUGACCCUGAUAACUUUGUGAAUGAGACGGAACAGAGGUCAUGUGAAACAUCAGACAUGAUUCAAGUCAAUAUGUCGGACACUGGACUUCCUGCUGCUGAUACAGAACCUUCUGCCUCACAGAAACCUUCUGAUGCAGAGGAGCAGUGUGUGUUAGCAGUCACACAUCUGUCCCUCAGAGUCGAGGACACGGCUAACGAUGACGUCGUCUUUGUGAAAGAGUGGCAGGUUAUGCCACCCGAGGUGAACGAGUCCAGGGGUUCAGAGUAGCUACAGAUCUCCAACACGAGGACCUCGUGGUUGUUGUAUUCAUCACUUGAAUGGUUCUUCAUGGAAAUUAUUCUUUCAGUCUCCUGAAAUCUUGUUUAUUUUUCUCCAUAACUGUUCUGUGUGCCUUGUUUAAGUUAUAAUCAGAGCAGUUUGUUCAGAAGCGACAUUUACAGUUAAACAAACGGUUGUUUCAUUUCAAUGGUUUGCCUGUUUCACAAGGUUCUGACAUUAAAACAAUGCACACAAAAAAGUU